CUUCCGCUCCGGGCAACGGUCCUUCCUUCAGAGGAGCCGGAGGGGAGAAGCGGUCUGGCCGGGGCGCGGGCGCCUGGAAACCGGACGGAGGGGAGGCGCGCUUGCCGGGGCCUGCGGGGAGAAUCCUCUCGGCGCCGUCGGGGGCUCUGCCCCCCCCCGCGCCGGUUCUCGGGCAGGCGAUGGCCGCCCCCCCUCGCCACAGCGGCGGCCGCGAGGAGGAGGAGGCGGCGGCGGCGGCGGCGGAGAGCCUGCCCUGCGCCGCCCGAGCCCCCCUGCCCGCGCCCCCGGCCCGGCCCCCGCGCCCCGACCCCCGCGUGCGGCUCACCCCGGAGCGGCAGGGCGGCGCGCCCGCGGGGGGGAUCCUCCGGCGCUGCGGCCCGGGCAGAACGCGCCGCAGGCAGGUUCGUUUCCGGCUGGACUCCGGCGAGGAGGAAGGCGGCGGCCCGGAGCUGCCGGGGCAAGCGGCGGAGAGCCUGGCCGGCGUGCUGGCGAGAGAGGACUGGCGGCCGGAGCCCCCCCGCGGCCUGGGCGCCCCCGUGCUCCACAGCAGCGCCGCCUUGGGGGCCGAGGUGCGGGCGGCGCGCGAGCAGGCCUUCGACGCCCGCCAGGCGGCCCGGCAGCGCCUCCGCAGCUCCUUCGUGGCCCGCUGCGCGGCGGAGGCUCGGGUGGGCGAAGGCAUGAACAUCCCUCGGGAACAGCAGCUCUAUCAAGGUCUGGUCAGCCUGCAGGUGCCUGCAGAGGAACUGGUGAGCUCUGCGGUGCGGGAGAAGCUUGCACUUACUGGGCCCCGGCUGCCAGAAGCCAGAAAGGAGGCAGCUUGCAAGGGCCCAGACCUACUGGCAUUCUAUGACCCAGAGGAGCUGUUCACGGAGACGGCCUUCUUGGAUGUGGAGGGACUGCCACCCUUGGAGCCGAAGCCACGCACACGAGAUGCAGCAGCCACUUUCGUGAUGUACCGGAAGCUGCGCCAGUGGGACAGCUGAGGGGGGGGGGGGCAGGCUGCUCCCUGUGCCUUCCAAAGGACUCAGACUGCCUUGGCUGUAGCACGGCAAGAGGGCUAUUCAUUCACAGGCGGCUUGUACGUGUGCGCGCACACACACACUUCUCUAUUUUUGUACAUGAACUGAAUUACAAGCAACACUUUUGACUUUGUCCCCCCUACUACCCACCCAUCUCCUCCCUAUAAACACAAAUUGGGCUAUCA
Molecule: messenger RNA, 1204 nt
Organism: Eublepharis macularius
Lineage: Eukaryota; Metazoa; Chordata; Lepidosauria; Squamata; Eublepharidae
Gene: PPP1R35
Product: protein phosphatase 1 regulatory subunit 35
Exons: 4
Coding region: 180-983 (267 amino acids)
Biological process (GO): negative regulation of phosphatase activity
Molecular function (GO): phosphatase binding
Source: RefSeq, a predicted model, not a curated record